Helianthus annuus (common sunflower) is the source of this 1185-nucleotide messenger RNA. RefSeq names its product syntaxin-22. Gene Ontology annotation, molecular function: SNARE binding; SNAP receptor activity. NCBI's taxonomy places the organism in Eukaryota, Viridiplantae, Streptophyta, Magnoliopsida, Asterales, Asteraceae. The record is from RefSeq and is a predicted model, not a curated record. The coding region runs from base 238 to 1071 and encodes 277 amino acids. Gene Ontology annotation, biological process: vesicle-mediated transport; vesicle fusion; intracellular protein transport. The transcript is spliced from 8 exons. Gene Ontology annotation, cellular component: endomembrane system; SNARE complex; membrane.
UUGAUGCACAAGACUCCAACAAGUAAAAACUCAAAAACAUAAUUCUGUUUCAAGACAUUAGCGAUCACCCCCAUUCAUAUGCCACCACAACCCUCUCUGUAAAUCAUCAACCCCCUUUCAAUUCAUCAAUUAUCGCCACUCAUUCCUAUUAACUUUCACUCAUUAUUCUCACACAUUAUUCUUCCUUCAAUAUUACAAUUCAAUCCUUCAAUUUAGGGUUCAUUCAAGAAACACAAUAUGAGUUUUCAAGACAUCGAAGCGGGUCGCCCGAUUAAUUCUCGACGCAAGGGGUAUACGGGGGCUACGAAGCAGCAGCAAGACCCGACCCAAGCUAUUGCUUCUGGAAUCUUCCAGAUCAAUACUGCUAUCAAUACGUUUCAGAGGCUUGUUAACACCCUUGGUACACCUAAAGAUACUCCUGAGCUUCGAGAAAAACUGCACAAAACAAGACUACAUAUUGGACAGUUGGUGAAAGAUACAUCUGAUAAACUCAAGAAAGCUAGCGAAAUAGAUCAUCGUGCUGAAGUUAGUGCUAGUAGAAAGAUUACAGAUGCGAAACUCGCAAAAGAUUUUCAAGCAGUUUUAAAAGAAUUCCAGAAAGCACAACGGCUAUCAGCCGAAAGGGAGACCGCUUACUCUCCUUCUGUUCCUCAAGCUAUACAUUCAUCACGUAAUGAAGCCAGUGAAACGGAUGCCAGCUCAGGUAGAAGUCCCGAACAGCAAGCCCUUCUAUUCGAAUCUAGAAGACAAGAAGUGUUACUGUUGGACAACGAGAUCGCAUUUAACGAGGCUAUUAUUGAAGAAAGAGAUCAGGGAAUACAAGAAAUUCAAAACCAAAUCGGCGAGGUAAACGAAAUAUUCAAAGAUCUUGCCGUUUUGGUUCAUGAGCAAGGAACAAUGAUCGACGAUAUUGGCUCGAAUAUUGAGAACUCUCAUGCUGCAACUACACAGGGUAAAUCCCACCUUGCGAAAGCAUCAAAGGCUCAACGAUCAAACUCCUCCAUGACUUGCUUGCUUUUGGUUAUUGUGGGGAUUGUGCUUCUCAUUGUGGUCAUAAUACUUGUGGUUUGACCUUCCACAUUCGUUUAUCCGGUGUCAAGUAUUUAUCGUUUGUUAUGCGUAUAGGGGUUCUUUCUGCCAAAAUUGUUUUUAAUAUAUAUAUAUAUAUAGGGUAAGGUUCAUGCG